Molecule: messenger RNA, 831 nt
Organism: Knipowitschia caucasica
Lineage: Eukaryota; Metazoa; Chordata; Actinopteri; Gobiiformes; Gobiidae
Source: the annotation of a GenBank genome assembly
AUGACUUUAUUUGAGUGGGACAGAGUUGGGCUGAAGUCACUGGAGAACCUUCUGUGGGGGGUGCAGCCCACGAGUCCGGGCCGAGACCACAGGUGCAGCCCACGAGUCCGGGCCGAGACCACAGGUGCAGCCCACGAGUCCGGGCCGAGACCACAGGUGCAGCCCACGAGUCCGGGCCGAGACCACAGGUGCAGCCCACGAGUCCGGGCCGAGACCACAGGUGCAGCCCACGAGUCCGGGCCGAGACCACAGGUGCAGCCCACGAGUCCGGGCCGAGUCCACAGAUGCAGCCCACGAGUUCGGGCCGAGACCACAGGUGCAGCCCACGAGUCCGGGCCGAGACCACAGGUGCAGCCCACGAGUCCGGGCCGAGACCACAGGUGCAGCCCACGAGUCCGGGCCGAGUCCACAGAUGCAGCCCACGAGUUCGGGCCGAGACCACAGGUGCAGCCCACGAGUCCGGGCCGAGACCAUAGGUGCAGCCCACGAGUCCGGGCCGAGACCACAGGUGCAGCCCACGAGUCCGGGCCGAGUCCACAGAUGCAGCCCACGAGUUCGGGCCGAGACCACAGCUGUGAGUUUGGCUCCGGAGGGCACCGUGCCAGCCCCAGAUGUGAGCUGACAGGCACCAGCGGUCUGCAGAACAGGAUCACGGAGGAGCGGCCCUCAGCUCCAGCAGAACUAAUGAAAGUCGACAAAAUGUCUGCGCUGCCAUCUUUAUCUCCCAUCCUCCCCCCGCCCUGUGCCCUCCCCCCGGUGCCGAAGGAGCGUGACAGCAGAAAAUGGUGGCUAAAUGUGGCUUCCAUGCGGCGGCGGCGUCUGAGGAGGUGA